Molecule: messenger RNA, 621 nt
Organism: Penicillium bovifimosum
Lineage: Eukaryota; Fungi; Ascomycota; Eurotiomycetes; Eurotiales; Aspergillaceae
Exons: 2
Coding region: 1-621 (206 amino acids)
Source: RefSeq, a predicted model, not a curated record
AUGCGGGUGCAUAUGCAAGUCCCUCAUCCCGGUACAGAGUACGGGGAUAUUGAGGAUCUACGCCUCCAAGCUAACCUGUGUCGGCACACCGAGGUGCAGGCUUUGAUGGACUUUCACAAUGCAAAUGCAACCAUGACACCGGCCCUCCUCGGAAUAAAGGUGGAUAUUCAGGGCUCGGACGGUUGUGUACCAGGGGGUUACAUCGUCUUCAUUGUGUUUGAGGAAGUACCUGGGAUCCGGCUUGCGGAUGAUCAAUCAGCACCUUAUCCUGGAUUUCCGCUGCAUACAUUCUUCCGGAGAUUCGAACGCAAACAGCGAGAUGUAAUUCGCGAACAAUUCGACAAGGCGGACCGGGAGUUGGCUAAAAUCGACUGGCUGCUUGAUGAGCCUUGGGCCGAUCACCUUGUUUGGGAUUCCAACACUUCGAAAUUAUACUUUAUUAAUUUCAGAAUGGCACAUUCUGCGUGCUGGCUACGCCGUCCGCAAUCCGUUGUCCUGGGAGGCAAUGUGGCUUUAGCAACAGAUGUAACACUUAAGCAGUAUAACUGGGAACUCUUCGGUCUUGCAAUUUGCCCUGGUAACUCCAAGCAUGAAGGGAAUCUUUCAAUAUGGAAGCUCUAA